Molecule: messenger RNA, 3426 nt
Organism: Bombyx mandarina (wild silkworm)
Lineage: Eukaryota; Metazoa; Arthropoda; Insecta; Lepidoptera; Bombycidae
Product: dystrobrevin beta
Biological process (GO): synaptic signaling
Cellular component (GO): synapse; plasma membrane
Molecular function (GO): zinc ion binding
Source: RefSeq, a predicted model, not a curated record
UUUCGUUGAUUUCGAUACAUAAUUCCUUAAUUUAUUACCUCUUAUGAAUUAUUAAAUUGUAAAGCAUUAAUAAUUAUUCUAAGUAGGAUUAAGAAUAGUGCAUGAUAUCUUUAUACUGAACACACAAAUUUUACUACGACUAACAUAAGUAAGUGAUUUACUCCCAAAGAAUAUUGCAAGAAAAAGCCAAGUUACUAAUAUUAUCUUUGAAUCGAUCUAUGAAACAAACCAGCGGUUCGUUGUGAAUAUAUUAUCGUUAUGUCAACAAAAUUAUGAGCUAACCGAUAAGCAAAGGUAUUAGCAAUAUUAAAACUCCUAUCAAGAUGUCUUUGGAUCGUGAAAGUAUAGGAGGUAUACCUCCAGUCACCAAUGUUGUUGCAGCUGCAGAUCCUCGCUCACAACUUCUACAAGAAAUGCGAGAACAAAACUUUGAUCUAAUCAGAUUUGCAUCAUACAGAACAGCUUGUAAACUGCGCUUUGUACAAAAGAAGUGCAACUUACAUGUCAUAGACAUAUGGAAUGUGAUAGAAGCAUUUCGUGAGAACGCACUCAAUACAUUAGAGCCAACAGCCUGUGUAAACGUCACAAGAUUAGAAACUUUAGUGUCAUCUCUGUAUCAUAAUCUCAAUAAACGCUUACCGCCUGCUCACCAAGUUUCAGUAGAAGCGUGCUCAGCUUUACUCUUAAACUGGCUAUUGUCAGCAUACAGUACUGGUGAGAAUGUGGGAAAAAUCAGAGUAUUCUCAAUUAAAGUGGCAUUAGCUACAAUGUGCGCUGGUAAACUUAUGGAUAAACUACGAUAUAUAUUUUCGCAAUUAUCAGAUGGUAAUGGUCAUUUAUUGAUGAAGAGACUGUCUGACUAUCUACGUGAAGUACUGGCCUUGCCUGCAGCUGUGUAUGAGUCACCAUCGUUUAGUUAUAAUGAUACAUUGGCACUAACUAUUUUUAAUCAGAAUGGAAAGAUAACAGUGAAUGACUUCCUAGACACAUUAAUGUCUGAUCCUGGUCCUCCAUGCCUGGUCUGGCUACCAUUAUUGCAUCGCCUUGCCAGUGUUGAAAAUGUGGUGCACCCGAUGUCGUGCAGCGCGUGCCGGCGCGGCUCGCUCACCGGCUUCCGGUACCGCUGCACGCGCUGCGCCAGCUGCACGCUCUGCCAGGACUGCUUCUGGCGGGGCCGCCCGGCGCCGCCGCACGCCGACGACCACGAGGUCAAGGAGUACGCCUCAUACAAAUCUCCGUCGAAGCAGAUCGGCGCUACGUUACGGAAGUCGUUCCGCUGCGUUCCCGAACGGGCCCGAGCUCAGCUGCCGCGGUACCCCGAUCAACCAGAGAGGACGCUCAACCUCAGCCAUAUUGUGCCUCCGUCCCCAGUGCCGGCCCACAACGGCUUCCCGGAGUACGUGGGUGGCUACGUCAACACGGGCUCUUUGGAUUCACGUUCGUCCCGAUCCACACAUCGCAGUAUAGCAGAGCAUCUAUCGCGUGGAGUGGACGACGAGCACCGCCUCAUAGCGCGGUACGCGGCUAGACUGGCCCAGGAAAAUCGGACCAUGCCUCGUGCUGGAAGAUCGGCCUCCUUGACCCCUGAGUUGGGUCGUUCGUCGUCCGAAGGCUCGGAAGUGGACGCGGCUCGACAACAGCGCGAGCUCAUCUCACAGCUGGAGGCUAAGAAUCGAGAAAUUAUGAGGGAAAUAGCGAGACUCAGACGCCAACAGGAAGCCGAAGCCGGUGCUGGUUCGACGUCGGCCCCGCCGCUGGUGUCGGAGCUGAGAGCCCUCAGACAACGGAAGGACGAACUCGAAGGACAUCUCUCCUCGCUUCAGGACUCCAGGAAACACCUAAUGCAGCAGCUCGAGGGACUCAUGAGGAUGCUGAAGACACAACAAUCAUCACCGCGUUCGACGCCCAAUUCGUCUCCUAGAUCCACCAAAAGUCCACCUUUGCCGGGAGCUCAAACUCAACCGUCUGCACCGGAAAGAGACACGAGCGGCCGCGGCAACGUGAGAAGCGCGCCUCAAACGCCAUCUCUCGGCGAGAGAGAGCGGAUCGACAUGACGCACAGUCUCGGUGCAAUGGAGAGCAUGUCCAAUGAAACGAGAUGCUUCCCUCAGAACCAAAGGCCUACGACCAUGGGCAUAGACAAUCGUAGUCUAAGGAGCGACCUUCUAUACGCUGCGGAUUCUGUGACGAACGCCAUGUCCACUCUGGUCAGAGAACUCAAUUCAGAGGGCUCAGACACCGAAGAUACGGUUAAAGGCGAUUCGAGAAAGCAAAGAGAUUUUGAAGAGGACGACGAUAGCGACGAGCCAAUGCCUAGACCUCAACCGCCGAGACACUAUCUACACGAUACUAAUGUACAAAGCAUAAGCACCUAGUCACGAAACGUAAUUUGCAAUUAUUUUUUGAGGAUACGCCUCCUCCGCUGCCGGCUCGCACGGGACAUUACUAUCCUCGGACAUAACCGCACGUACUCGAACCUACUAAGCACUAUGUACUAUAUGACUAUUAUAUACUUAACUAGUUUUAAUAUAUAAAUAAUAUCUACUGCAGAUGUACCGACCUUCAAAAAAAUCACGGACACUAGCGCUAUCUAUGUAUCGCGGAGUAAAUAUGAAUAGUUUGGAACGAUUAAUUAUUAAAGAUAAAAUCAAUUCGUUUUCUCCUGUUAUGUGUAAUAAAUAAAUAUAUAUUUUGUGUUGUAGUCUGUGUAUCUCCAAUGAGAGUGACUGCGCAUAUUUUGUUUUGUUGGUUCGAUGAUUUUUUCAUAAUAGAUGUCGUUGUAUUAGAGUUAAUCCCCUGUAUUCGUCGCCGUAUAAAAAAUAAAAUGAAGAUAGUAUACGCGAAAUUAAAAGAUACGUUCUCAUAUACCGACUUAAAAUAAAAUUUAGUUAUGUGUGAGCCCAGAUUGGAGCUAAUGUCCGUGAUUUACAUUUGAGAACAAAAUUUUGGUAUAUUUUGUGCAUCUCUAUAAGGACAAUAUUAAUGAAAAAAAAAAAAACUAUUUUCUUGUAAUAAUAUUAAAACCGACCGACCCAACUGAAGUGUAAUGAUUGAAAAAAUUUUAAAUUUAUUCUAUUUGAAAAAUUCAUUGUCAUUAAAAAUAUAUAUAUAUACAUAUUUCGAAGAUAGCUUUAUGUUAUUUGUUUUCUGUAAAUAUAAGUACUUAAGCUGGUACAGGCAACUUAAUCGUCUUCUAAUGUACUUAAUCCACGUUCAAGUUGCGUUGCUGCCCCGGGUCCACUGCUCUGGUACGUUCCGAUUAACUUGCGUCAGCUUAGGCAGUGUUUCAAUACAAAAUACAUUUGUUGUACCAUACAUAGUUUUAGAAUCGUCAAAUUAAUCUGUUAGGUUAGCAAAUGCACUAUUAGAUUUCUUUGAUACUGUUUUUUGAGUGUUGUGAUUGAUUUAAUUAAUGCUUAAUAUGAA